Anolis carolinensis (green anole) is the source of this 1852-nucleotide messenger RNA. RefSeq names its product ubiquitin carboxyl-terminal hydrolase 4-like. The coding region runs from base 1033 to 1698 and encodes 221 amino acids. The record is from RefSeq and is a predicted model, not a curated record. The transcript has a single exon. Gene Ontology annotation, molecular function: cysteine-type deubiquitinase activity. Lineage: Eukaryota; Metazoa; Chordata; Lepidosauria; Squamata; Anolidae.
CUCAGGUAGAGAAUCAGUGUGACUCAGAAGAAUUUGGGUCAGGACUAAAAUGAAAGGAUUUAUUUUAGGAGUCUGUGAUUUUCCAGUCACAGAGAAGGAUCUGGUUCUUGUGUGGAGAAUCAGACUGGCUUAAAUAGAAAGAUUUGAGUCAGAUUUAGGUUAGACCAGACUAGGCAAGUUAGGUGAUUUGUCUAGGGUCUUUUAUAGAGCCUGUGGAUUAGGGAGAAUUAAUCCCAGGGGAUCCAGUAGGAUCAGGGUUUAGUGUAACUUAAAGAAAGAAGUAUUUUGAAAGUUUAACCACCUCAUAACCGUUGUAACCAUUAAGCGAAGUGCCUUUACCAAGUUAUCUGAAACCAUCAAGCUCUGUACCUGCAAUAAACUUGUUUUGAUUUUAUUCAAAUCAAGCCUCUGUCAUACUCUCAUAUUAAGUUAAGUAACAUCAACACCUGAAGUGGAACAAAUAGAGAAAGCUUAUAAGAACCAGUACCAUCUGCCUGACGUCUCUCCAUUGGUGGCAGCGAAGAAGAUAAUCAAACAAAUCAUUAAUUAACAUCAUCUCUCAUAAAACAUCUUUAUUAAGUGGUGGUAUCUGUGUGUGUGUGUGUGUGGGAUCAAAAGGAUUCCAUCCCGGCCUCACAUUCCUGUCAGACACCUCACCUCUGUACAAUAUUGGUGGCAAAGCUGAGGGAUUCUAAAGGGAUUCCAUCCUCUGUCACCUCAGCAUCUCUACAUAAAUUGGUGGCAGCGGUGGGAUCUGAAGGGAUUCCAUUCUCUGCCACAUCAAGUCCCUACAUAAAUUGGCGGCAAGCGGUGGGAUACGUAUAACAUCCCUAAUUUGGUGCCUGAGAUCGCUCAAUAAAAUUUCUGAGGUAAAAGUUAUAAAGAAUGGCCACCAGAAAGCAGAAAAGAGGAGCAGGAGAGGUAGAAGUGUACCAGGAGGGAGAGAGUUCAGAUUCGGAACAACAGACCACCAUGUCAGAAGCAAUGAUGAAAUAUCAAUUAGAGAUGAGGAAAUUAGAAUUAUAGGCACAGAUGGAGAGUAAGAAAUUGGAAGCAGAGGAAAAAGAGAAAGAGAGACAAGCUGAGGAGAAACAGAGACAGGAGAAAGAGAGACAGGCACAGAUACAGAAGAUGAAAUUGGAAAAAGAGAUAGAGUUGAAAAAGAUGGAAAUUGAAUGGGAAAGACAGAAGCUGACACUGUCUCAGCCUUCUGUGGAGGCACAACCAGGAACUCCUAGUGACUUAGCCUUAAAGAGGUUUUCUAAAUACACUAAGGAGGAUGUGGAGAUGCAGCGGAUUGAGCUCGCACCACUUUUGAAGAUGCCAUUGUGCCCAGGGGAUUCUUGGUGCCUGAUUGAUUAUAAGUGGUUCAAAAAGUGGCAGAGAUAUGUGGGUUUUGAAAGUUGGGACCUGUAUUAUGCAGGAAAACCUGAUUACUACCCAGGACCCAUUGACAAUGCGAAACUUUUUGAGGAUUCAGAAACUCAAAUUUUAAAAAAGUAUCGCAUGGAUAAAGUGGAUUAUGAGGUGAUUCCUAUUGAGGCCUGGAAUAAGUUAGUCAAUUGGUAUGGCUGUAUAGAGGGAGAGAGACCAAUUGAGAGAACAAUCAUGAAGCCCAUUUUGUUGUGGGAGAUUUCAAUAGCCAUAGCUGUGUCUGGGGCUAUGACAAAGAUGAUAGGAAUGGUGAAGCAGUUGUAACGUGGGCCGGCAACAGUAGAAUGAGCCUCCUCCAUGAUAGUAAAUUACCACCAUCUUUCAAUAGCGGCCGAUGGAAGCGUGGUUAUAACCCUGAUCUGAUUUUUGUAAAGGAAAGCAUAAUCCACCAAUGCAUCAAAAGGGUAUUAAACCCGAU